Messenger RNA from Sorghum bicolor (sorghum), 768 nucleotides. RefSeq lists its product as uncharacterized. The record is from RefSeq and is a predicted model, not a curated record. Bases 96 to 425 code for a protein of 109 amino acids. Lineage: Eukaryota; Viridiplantae; Streptophyta; Magnoliopsida; Poales; Poaceae. Gene Ontology annotation, biological process: mitochondrial respiratory chain complex IV assembly. Gene Ontology annotation, cellular component: mitochondrial inner membrane. The transcript has 3 exons.
AGACAUACUUUCCCUCAUCAAAGCCGGGAAGAGAAAAAUAACUCCGAAAAGAAAGAGACGCCGAAAAUUCGAAGGGGAAGGGGAAAGCAAAGCAAAUGGCGGAGGCCGAGGGAAAAGCAAAGCAAAUGGCGGAGGGCCCGAGCAAGAUCGAAUCCAUGAGGAAGUGGGUCGUCGACCACAAGCUCCGAGCCGUAGGUUGCCUCUGGCUAGGUGGGAUCAGCAGUUCGAUCGCCUACAACUGGUCGCGGCCCAAUAUGAAGACUAGCGUCAAGAUCAUCCACGCAAGGUUGCAUGCACAAGGUCUAACCCUAGCUGCAUUAGUUGGUUCUGCAUGCGUGGAGUACUAUGACAAUAAGUAUGGUUCUUCUGGGCCAAAGGUGGACAAAUACACAAGCCAAUACCUGGCCCAUGCGCAUAAAGAUUAAGAUCUCCAUGUUGGUUCCUGCAUACCGGAUUAAUUUUGGACUCAACUCUGGGUGCUCAUGACCCGCCCGUCGAUGCUGGAUGUUUAUUCUUUUUGUUGUCUUAUUAAUUACAAAUUGAUGGUGUACUUACCAGGGAAAUGAUAAUGAGGGUAUAAUGCAGAUAUUGUCGUAUCUAACCUCACUUUGUUGACUCUCAGCAUCUUUGAAUAUUUUUAUAUUUUUUGAGAAAAGGAAAGGAGAUCCUGAUUUGUGCCUGAAUUUUGAAUUCUCUGUGCCCUGUAACUUUUGUUCUCUGUUCCUGUGCUUUAUGAUUACAAGGCAAAUGCAAAAAAGUUUUUAAGUU